Cuscuta campestris is the source of this 1706-nucleotide messenger RNA. NCBI's taxonomy places the organism in Eukaryota, Viridiplantae, Streptophyta, Magnoliopsida, Solanales, Convolvulaceae. The record is from the annotation of a GenBank genome assembly.
GCAGCAACUUCUUCGUCAAUUCUGAACUUCCAGAGUUUAUUUUCAAGAAGGUUGGACGUCGGAAGCUCGAAGUUGAUAGGGGUGACUGGAUGUUGAAUGUUCGUUGAGGCAUUAUUAUUAUCAUUUUCUAUCACUUCUGUCCUCUACGAUAUCAAGGUAGCAACACUGAACAUGGAGCCCAUCCCGGAGGAUGCCGCAUACGAUUGGUGGAAACGUGUGAGUGCAAACAUUCCCGAGCCGGUGCCAUGGGUUUCCUUCGACCCACUCUUAAGAGCAGAGUAUGUACCCGAUCAUUAUGUGGAAGCAAAGUAUGAGGAAUUCUCCAAAUUCACUCAGGAAAAAUUGACUCUCCCAGAGUACCAUCAACAGUUCGACGGGUUGGCCGAGUUUGGUAAAAACUUGGUCAAUACCAUGGAGAAACGCUGCAAGAGGUUCAUCAAGGGUCACUUCCGGAAGGACUGUCCGACAAACCCAGGCAAGGUUUUCUCCAUAGCACCAGGCACGCCGACUGCUCCUACUGUCCAACGGACUGAACCUGCCCAGAGUCAUCGUUCCACGGCUGCAUCUCAACCAGCUGAAGAGGCCAGCACCAAGUCAGCAGCAAGGACGAGCACCAACUCGUAUGAGUUCGACGAUAUACUUGGCAUGGACUGGUUGUCAAAACACCAGGCUAUUGUUGAGUGCAAAGAACGGGUGGUGAAACUUCGUGCAGAUGAUGGUAACGAGGUGAUCAUUUGGGGAGAAGUACUGCCAAAAGCCCCGGAAUUCAUCUCUUAUAUGCAAGAAAAAUGGCUCAUUUGCAGGAAAUGUGAAGCAUUCGUGUGCACUGUUAAGGAUAUGCAGAGGGAAACACCUAACCAUAAGGACAUAUCUGUGGUUUGUUAUUUUCCCGAUGUAUUUCCUGAAGAACUUCCUGGUCUACCUCCUCCGAGGUAAGUGGAAUUCUCUAUUGAUCUUGUACCUGAAAUCAAGUAAAACAUCUUAAAAACCACGUCAUUUAGUUGAAAACCACGGCUAGCCAAGUUCGUGCCGUUUCGCAUGGUUUUCACUAAACGAUCAAAAACGGAAGGAGCAAGUGUUUGUUCAAGCUAAGUGGAGCCCGAAGAACACUGCAAGGGAUCAUGAAGAGCCUCGGGAGAAUCAAGAUAAAGAAGACAUGCUUGGAGUUGAAGAUCACCCGCAAUCCAACUCGAAAAUUAGGGGGGUGAUUGUUGACUAAUUAUCGAGUAGGAUUAGGAUUACCCGAGAUAUUCUAGUUCAAGGUGUGAUGGAAUAAAUCAAAAUGGAUCUCUAAACUGUCUGCGCUUCUUUAAUUAAUGAAGUAGCAGUUAGUCAAGCAAUGCAACUUUCGACGUUGAGCCGGGGGUCUCUUUGGAAACAGCCUCUCUACUUUCGAGUAGGGGCAAGGUCUGCGUACACACACCCUCCCCAGACCCUACUCUUGUGGGAUUUAACUGGGUUGUUGUUGUUGUUGUUUUCCAUUUUAUAUCNUUUUUUGGCUUUAGGGUGUGAUGGAAUAAAUCAAAAUGGAUCUCUAAACUGUCUGCGCUUCUUUAAUUAAUGAAGUAGCAGUUAGUCAAGCAAUGCAACUUUCGACGUUGAGCCGGGGGUCUCUUUGGAAACAGCCUCUCUACUUUCGAGUAGGGGCAAGGUCUGCGUACACACACCCUCCCCAGACCCUACUCUUGUGGGAUUUAACUGGGUUG